Molecule: messenger RNA, 574 nt
Organism: Peromyscus leucopus (white-footed mouse)
Lineage: Eukaryota; Metazoa; Chordata; Mammalia; Rodentia; Cricetidae
Product: ubiquitin-conjugating enzyme E2 variant 2-like
Exons: 1
Biological process (GO): protein K63-linked ubiquitination; DNA damage tolerance
Cellular component (GO): nucleus
Source: RefSeq, a predicted model, not a curated record
AAAGACAGUUUGGGUGCUGUGUCUGGUAGCAGGAGAAGAUGGCGGUUUCCACAGACAAACUAUGAAAACAGAAUAUAUAGCCUGAAAGUAGAAUGUGGAUCUAAAUACCCAGAAGCUCCUCCAUCAGUUAGAUUUGUAACAAAAAUUAAUAUGAAUGGAAUCAAUAAUUCUAGUGGAAUGGUGGAUGCACGAAGCAUACCAGUUUUAGCAAAAUGGCAAAAUUCCUAUAGCAUUAAAGUUGUACUCCAAGAGCUAAGACAUCUAAUGAUGUCCAAAGAAAAUAUGAAGCUUCCACAACCACUGGAAGGACAGACGUACAACAACUGAUUUUAGUGGAUCUCAAACUUGUCUUAAAUCAACAACCUUCUACUCAUGUUAAUGUCUUGAUUAAGUAUCACCAUGCAAAAUACCCACACAUUAAGGAAAAGAAUUCCAGCUGGUAAACAUGACCUGGACAGUUGUAAGAAUAUAUUUAAUAUAUGUACACCUAUUAUGUUUUCAGGUAACAAGAGAAGUGCAGCACAUUUUUUCUUUCUCUUCUUAAAGCACUGUCAUUUAAACAUGAGCCUGAAGU